Molecule: messenger RNA, 2163 nt
Organism: Rattus rattus (black rat)
Lineage: Eukaryota; Metazoa; Chordata; Mammalia; Rodentia; Muridae
Gene: Cd274
Product: CD274 molecule
Exons: 6
Coding region: 139-900 (253 amino acids)
Biological process (GO): negative regulation of T cell proliferation; immune response; T cell costimulation
Cellular component (GO): external side of plasma membrane
Source: RefSeq, a predicted model, not a curated record
CAUCUACUAUGUCUUGCUGUUCAGCUAUUGAGUUAAACAGCCCUCUCUCUCUCUUUCUCUCUCUGUUUCCCAUGACUAGCAUUUACCAUCACAGCUCCAAAGGACCUGUACGUGGUGGAGUAUGGCAGCAAUGUCACGAUGGAAUGCAGAUUCCCAGUAGAACAGAAACUGGACCUGCUUGCCUUAGUGGUGUACUGGGAAAAGGAAGACAAGGAAGUUAUUCAGUUUGUGAAGGGAGAGGAGGACCUGAAGCCUCAACACAGCAGCUUCAGGGGGAGAGUCUCCUUGCCAAAGGACCAGCUUUUGAAGGGGAACGCGGUGCUUCAGAUCACAGAUGUCAAGCUGCAGGACGCAGGUGUCUACUGCUGCAUGAUCAGCUAUGGUGGAGCGGACUACAAGCGAAUCACGUUGAAAGUCAACGCUCCAUACCGCAAAAUCAACCAAAGAAUUUCCGUGGAUCCAGCCACUUCUGAGCAUGAACUAAUGUGCCAGGCUGAGGGUUACCCAGAAGCCGAAGUGAUCUGGACAAACAGUGACCACCAGUCCCUGAGUGGGGAAACAACUGUCACCACUUCCCAGACCGAGGAGAAGCUUUUCAACGUGACCAGCGUUCUGAGGGUCAACGCAACAGCUAAUGAUGUUUUCCACUGUACGUUCUGGAGAGUACACUCAGGGGAGAACCACACGGCUGAACUGAUCAUCCCAGAACUGCCUGUACCACGUCUCCCACAUAACAGGACACACUGGGUACUCCUGGGAUCCGUCCUUUUGUUCCUCAUCGCGGGGUUCACCGUCUUCUUCUGCUUGAGAAAACAAGUGAGAAUGCUAGAUGUGGAAAAAUGUGGCUUCGAAGAUAGAAAUUCAAAGAACCGAAAUGAUACACAGUUCGAGGAGACGUAAGCAGUGUUGAACCCUCUGAGCCUCGAGGCGGGAUUGGCAGCUUGUGGUCUGUGAAAGAAAGGGCCCAUGGGACAUGGGUCCAGGGACUCAAAAAUGGAACCGGAGAGGAGAAGAGAACAAAGAAAGUGUUGGAAGAGGAGCCUGGGACGAAAGACAUUUCUACAAGAGACACUGCUAAGCAAGUUACCUAUCAGUCAUCUCGGGCAAUAAGUUGAGGGUUCCUCAUUUUAACAGCUGGUCCUCGCACAAGUGACCUUUCUCUCUACCCAGUGCCUGGAUGAGAGGCAGAGUCACAAGUGUUGAAGUGUGAGUGCCUUCUAUUUACUUCCAGUCCGUGUGUUCUUGCUGUGGGCGUGUGGUUAUGACUGGUGACGUAAUAGACGUUAAAAUGCAGUCACCAAACUCAACUGCUGCUUAGCAUCCUCUGUAACUACUGGCACAAGCAGGAAGCGCGGAGGUCACGUGGUUCGUUUGACAGGCUCUUGCUGUCCGACUUGAGUAAUCUUCAUUCUCAGGCCUCAAGGUUCUGCAGUAGUAGUUGUUCUCUUUAAAUAUCUGCUUUACAAGUGUUGGGUACUACACUCAAACAUCUUAUUUCAUCACCAUGGCAACCCUCAUGCUAACCUCUGUCAAACUCCCUUCAUAGCCAAGAUGCUGAGUGUCUGAGUAACUUGACCACAAAAUGACAGCUAUCAGAUUUUUCAGGCACUGUCCUUUCAGGAUAGAAUUUGUAGCUAAGAAUUUAAUUAAAAAAAAAAAAACCCGCUUAUUAGGCACUUGCACACCACACCGUGCCUUGUGCACUGCUCUGGCCUCUGACAGAGAAGGAAGCCAGAGUGCCGGUCGGAUUUGCUUAUGUGUGUUCAAUACUCAAAUCAAUGCUCAUUAACAUGGAGUCCGCAUUUUAAAGACACUCUCCAGUUCUUUGUCUAGCAUUAUAUUUACCUCUGAUCUGUUAUCCUUGCCAAACAAUCUCAUGUUCUCCAUGAAGUGUCUAGUCUUGUUGAGUAGCUCUUUUUUUUUUCUAUUUAAAUGAUAUUGACAUCUGAGGAGACAGCUCAGUUGGUAGAAUUCUUUCCUUACAAGUGGGAAACCCUGUUUUAUCCCCAGAACCCACAUAAAAAACAGUUGCGUAUAUCUGUGCAUGCUUGAUCCAAGCACUAGGGAGGCAGAGACAGGCAGAUCUCUAGCUCUCACCGACCAGCCAGCUCCAGGUCUACAAGAGCUGACAGUGCCUGAGAAACAUGCCCACACCCACACACA